AUGAAAAAAGUUGUUUUUGAGAAGACAAAGAAAACAGGGAGAAACGACAGGUUUUUGGUUACUAUAAACAUCAUGGGAAGUUCGGGUCCUAUAAGGUUUGUGGUCAAUGAGAAAGAGCUUGUUUCUGGAGUCAUUGAUACUGCUCUUAAAUCCUAUGCAAGAGAAGGAAGGAUUCCUGUUCUUGGUUUCAAUGCUGCCAAUUUUCUUCUUUACCAUCCAAACGCAGGAUUUGAUGCUUUGAAUCCAAUGGAACCCAUAGGAUCUUAUGAGGGGAGGAACUUUGUGAUGUGCAAAAAGCAGGAGUACGCAUCAAAGAAAGAACCGCAAUCAGAAUUGAUAUCUCCAAAGAGCAAUGGUGGCUGGAAAGCAUGGUUAAACAAAUCUUUUCGGUUGAAAAUCUUGUCACAUUGA
Messenger RNA from Vicia faba (fava bean), 411 nucleotides. NCBI's taxonomy places the organism in Eukaryota, Viridiplantae, Streptophyta, Magnoliopsida, Fabales, Fabaceae. The record is from the annotation of a GenBank genome assembly.